Messenger RNA from Vespa mandarinia (Asian giant hornet), 794 nucleotides. RefSeq lists its product as uncharacterized. Lineage: Eukaryota; Metazoa; Arthropoda; Insecta; Hymenoptera; Vespidae. The record is from RefSeq and is a predicted model, not a curated record.
UAAACUCAAUGUUUUAUUACUCGUUACUCGCAUGAAUGAAUCGAUGUGUAUCAAUCGACACCAAUGUGGUUUGUAAAUUAUCGAUAAAUCGAACGACUUUUUACGAAGCUCACACGUUUCGCGAUAGAAAAAUAUCUAAUCGUAAUUGAAAAAAAAAAACUGAUAUCGAUAUAUUUAGAUUUAUCGCAAUAGAAUGCAGACUGGUCCGUUUCUUCGAUUUCUCAUGAUUUUCAUUUAUCUCCAUCGUGCGUCGACGAGAGAGACGAACGUGGAAUCGAUCACGACGACGAUAGACUUCGAGCCAGCUACGGAGACAGCUGAUAUUCAAACAGGCACAGCCGUUCAGUCGUACAGACGAUCGAGAUAUUAUCGGCGCGGUUAUAAUAAGAAACCAGAGGACGAUGUUCCUGACUACAUGGACGAUCACGAUGAUCACGACGAUCACAGUGAUCACGACGAGGAGGACGAUCAUGGUGAUAUGAAAGCGAUAAGUCAACCGAAAGUCGAUUAUUGGGCCGGUUAUUAUGAUUUUCUCAUAAACGAGGGAAGUUACAAGUUUUGGGCUGUUUUUCAAUUAGCCACCGCGGCUCUAUUAAUUUAUAGCGGAUUUGCCGCGUUAUAUUACGCCAAAGUGAAUCCACCGACGACCGACGAAGAUUACGACGACAUAUUCCGUCGAAGACGAAGGAAACGUUAUGCCCUUCCACCCUCUGCUAUUGAGAGACCUUUUUCCGGAUUAGACGACGUUACCUUCCAAAGGAUACUCGAUGCUGUCGCAAGAGAGAUCCAUUGAU